Daldinia loculata is the source of this 957-nucleotide messenger RNA. RefSeq lists its product as uncharacterized. The transcript has a single exon. The record is from RefSeq and is a predicted model, not a curated record. Lineage: Eukaryota; Fungi; Ascomycota; Sordariomycetes; Xylariales; Hypoxylaceae. The coding region runs from base 1 to 957 and encodes 318 amino acids.
AUGAAGCAACGCACAACACUCAUGCACUAUACAUUGAAAGGGCUAUCUCCACUUCUUAGUCCAUAUAUACUAUCACCAAUAAGCAAAGACGUCAAUUUCUACAAAGAUUUCGAAGCUCGAGCCCAGCUUAUACGCGCAUUAUUGGAUCAGGGAGCUGACCCUAAUGGUAGGGCAGAAGUGGAAAUCGUAAACUUGACUAGCAAAGAUUUUGUAUCCACGCCUGGUAUGCAACAGGAGACGGCAUGGGCGCGUCUUCUGCAAAUCAUAGCCCAUACAUUCGAUGAUACUGUUUUCGUCGACAAUACAGUAUCAACUUGGGUUGAACUGGUAAACGAGCUUUUAAAGCAUGGCGCGAAUCACCGAGAACUCGUUCAAAAUCUGAAGCAUCAUAUACAAUUCUCAAUCUUGAUUCGUACGUACCCAUCCCCGCCAUGUAUGUUUCAUUCACGCGUCGUCUUUAAUUAUCAGGCACAACCCCUGGACAUAAUUACAAACUUUAUACGCAACGAUGAGCUUACCUACGACAUAACCCGCACUCUACAGCCAACCGGCCACUACGACCCUGUUCGUUUUAAUAAUGUAUAUUUCCACACAUCCUUAGUUGGUGACGAGUUUCUAAGAAAAGUCUUUGAUAUCGAGAACCUCAUUUACUUAACUAAUGAAGGCACUUGGGAUGUCAGCCAUAGGGUCUUGGAUCAUUUAGCUGCGGAGAUACUGGGUUUAUCUAAAUACAAAUGGGACAGUUCCGAUACUACUGGCGCUUCACGGCCCGGCUUGAGAACCGGACCGUUUACAACAAGCUACAACUUUUACUGCAUUAAUUUCUACCAGGGCUUAUCGGGGGAAGCGGCACCUAAUCCAUUAGUCGGAAUUCUGAAAAAGGUGCUUGGGAUCCUUAACGAAUUCCCUCCCCUACCUCGAGAAGCUGGUCCUAGUGUCGUCUACGUUAGAAAUUGA